Messenger RNA from Magallana angulata, 1663 nucleotides. RefSeq lists its product as uncharacterized. The transcript has 3 exons. The record is from RefSeq and is a predicted model, not a curated record. Bases 14 to 727 code for a protein of 237 amino acids. Lineage: Eukaryota; Metazoa; Mollusca; Bivalvia; Ostreida; Ostreidae.
UAUAUCUUUAAAAAUGGAGGCCCCAUGGACAAUCAUUCUUUUGAUGUAUGCUACCCCGUUGUUGUUGGUCGAAGCAGGGUACUUCAAUGGCGGACCAGGAUUGAACGAACUUGCUAUUUCUUCAGAAAUUGCGCCUACAAGGGCCUGCUCUGUGAUCGGAAAUAUAGACACCUUAUUGCAGUGUUUUGCAGGGUGUAUGAAGAAGUUUCGACAUUUCUACAUGUUCGGCAGAAAUUCAGCGACUCUCACGUGCUUCUGUUGUAAGGACCCUCCUCAAUUGCCACUUCCAGGAACCGUAUUUAAUACUUACAUAGCACCUCCAUGUCCAUUAAGUUAUUCCGAAUACACUUACGGGUAUUUGAAUAUUUGCCUCCGUUUUGUCUCGAAUUUGACGACGUAUCCAAUGGCAUCAUCCGUUUGUCAGCAAGAUGGCGGGGAUCUUGUUAGAUUGGAUUCACAGAGAAAGUUCGACAUUUUUCAAGAGUUUGUAGCUAACUCAACAAAUGCGACCGUGGCAGUAUGGGUGCAGGGGAUCUGGGACAACUCUACCUGGUUUUAUCAUGACGGAACUCCUCUGGAAUUUACGUGCAUGUUAGGUGAAAGCAAUGACACAAGCGAGGCGAGGAUGGUAGCAAAGAGUGGAAACCAUUCGGGAUGUUUCGGUGCACAGUAUGGGAUGCUGAAUAUGUUUGUUUGUGAAAUUUAUAGGGUCUUCAGUGGAUUUUAGAUUUGAAAGCUUUAUUUUCGAGUAUAUACUUUUUAUCCACUGCAAAAUAAACCCGUGUUAUUAGUCCAAUACCGGUUUUCACCGGAGGGGACUAUUAUAGCUUUCCUCUACGUCCUUCAGUCCGUCUGUCAGUCCGUCCGUCCGUCCAUCUGUCUGUCCGUCUUUCCUUCCGUCUGUCUGUCCCACUUCAGUUUUCCACACUUUUUUGCUUUAUGCGUUUGAGGAAUAACAUGAAAUUUGCUGAACAACUUCAAAAUGUCAAACUACAAAUCAAGUUUACACUUUUGUAGCGUCUGGUUGACAUAUUUUCGAGAAAAUAAAUUUUUUAUAUUCCAAAUUUUUAAUAUUCGGGUUUGAUAUUCUGCAUAACAGUGCAUUGUUUUCACAAUUUCCACAAACGGUAGGGGACGUGUAUUGCUUAUGCAAUACUCUCAGAAUGCUUGUUAGUCCCCUACCGGUUUUCAUUUGAUUGUGAGUUACGUUUAAAUUUUGUACAAAUUGACAUAUUUUAACUAAUUAAUGGGCCUUAUUAUCUAAUUUUAAUAGUAGAAAAAUAUAUUAUAAGGAAUAAAUUUAAUUUCUACCUAUGUUAUAUAUAUACGAGUAUAACAUUACUUGGAACAGUUUACGCUUUUUUAGAGCACCUGAGCCAAAGGCUUAAGUGAUCUUUUCUGAUCACAAUUUGUCCGUUGUCUGUCAUCGUUGGCGUCGUCGUCGUUGUCGUCGUCGUUGUUGUAAACUUUUCACAUUUUCAUCUUCUCCUCAAGAACCACUGGGCCAAUUUCAACCAAACUUGCCAUAAAGUAUCCUUAGGUGAAGGGGAUUCAGGUUUGUUCAAAUGAGGAGCCACGCCAUCUUUCAAGUGGAGAUAAUUAGGAACUAGUGAAAAAGUAAUGGUGUAUUUUAAAAAUCUUCCUCUCUAGAACCAGUUGGCCA